AUGUCGCACCUUCCUCCAUGCCUUUCUCACUGGUUUCGUUCAGCUCCGUCUAAGACCUGUCCACAGUGUAGAAUACAGGUCAGUGCUAAACAGAUAAUAAGCAAAUUGUAUUUUGAUGUUGGAGGUGAAGAAUCUCAAUCUCCAGAUGCAGAAAGCUUACAGAAUGAACUGGACAGAUUGAAAGCCCAGCUGUCUAUGAAAGAUAAGGAGAAAAGAGAAUAUCAGUCUAUUAUUGACACCUUGCGAGACAGCCUUGAUCAACGAAAUGCAAUUAUUGAGUCGUUAAGGAAAGAGCUUGGCGAGUCAGAUAUGCUGUGCUCAGCCCUCAGAAAACAAUUGAAAUAUUUGGAGCAGCAGCAAGAUGAGUUCAAAGCUGCAAAGGAAGAAGCCCGCAGACUCCGAACCAAGAUGAAAACGAUGGAAAGUGUUGAAGCUCUUCUUCAGGCUCAGCGCCCGGAAGUGGAGGAGAUGAUUCAUGACAUGGGUGUGGGGCCAUCUGCAGUGGAACAGCUGACCGUAUACUGUGUCUCUCUGAAAAAGGAAUAUGACAACUUGCGAGAAAUUCAGAAGGCAUCUAGUGAUUUGACUGAGAAACUGAAGAGAGAACUGUUUGGUUCCAACAAUAAGUUGCAGAAAACAACAUUAGAGCUGAACAAAGUAAUGGAGGAUUUCCAAGCCAGUCAAGAAGAACUUCGAAAUACUGAUAAAGAAAUUAUGAGUUUAAAGAAAAAGAUCGAGUUUUUGCAGAGGAACUUAAGUACACCGUCUAGGACAAAUGAAGCUAUUAGCCGAUUGGUGCUUGAAAGCCCUGCACCACUAGGCAUAAAGCGACCCUGCCUGCGACCACCAGCAAACAGUGAUGAGAUUGACCUUAACAUGACUUUUGACAUUGAAACACCUGAGCACGUAUCUCAGAAAUGUGUGAUGUCACCAGCCAAGGUAUUGGCACUGGACGCUGCAAGGUCUGCAUCGUCAAUAUUACCCUUUAAACCUUUACAAGAAAAGAACAAGAAAAAGUCCAAAGAAGAUGAUGACGUGGUAUUCCCUAUCCUUUUCGGGAGUUCCAUGUUUAAGAAAAAGCAAUUUGGAAGCAUGCUUGAAGCACAAAAAAAUUCUGGGAUGGUCAGAACUGGUUUUGAUGGCUUGGGCGGGAGAACAAAAUUCAUCGAACCUACCAACAUGACAGAGAUUCGGCCUUUAGCAAUGAAAGCCAAGAGGAAAAAAGUAUCAAGGCCGGUGGCUUCUGCUUACAUGGUUGCACAGCCCAAGCUCGACAGUUUUCUUAAGAAAGGAGAAGUAGACCCAGACUACAGCUGUGCAAACAGAGAGUUGGACCUUUUACCUCAGUCUCCGGGUUGGUAACUAUCCUCCUCAUUUCCUGGUGAAAGAAAAUCAGGCUUGUGUAUGACUGGAGUCAUGAGCCACUAGUUAGAACGCAUCUGGAACCAGAAAAUUGCAUCUCACAGCAAAACUGUGGAGUACUGUUCUGUUAUCAGAAGGUGACUUAAUCCAUGUUCUGUCUGAAGACAUACCAUCUACUUAAAAGUCCAGCACUGCCACAUUUGUUUAGAGGGUUACUACUAAUUGGUGAGGGGCUUCUAGUCACCGCAGUGUGCAGCAAGAGUCAAAUAUUGCACAUAGCAUUUGGGGAGGGGGGAUGAUGCAGCUUUAAGCUGUCCUCGUGUCUUCAUUGGAGCUGAACAGUAUUUUAAAUGUUACAUACUGAAUAUUGACUCAUCAGAGACUAGGUUUUAUAUCAUUUGCCAUUCGUUAACCUAAACCUUGACUUUUGUAACAUAUUGUUCAAAUGUAUUUAUUGACUUUGAAUUUGUUCAUGGGUGCUGUUGACCUUAUUGACAUUAUUUGCUGGCAGCUCCAUUCAGAUGCCAUGUGUUACCAGCUUCCCUUUUUUUGCAACAGGGAUCUAAUCCGUAUGUGUUUGUGUGAGUAUGUUUCUCAUA
Molecule: messenger RNA, 1961 nt
Organism: Protopterus annectens (West African lungfish)
Lineage: Eukaryota; Metazoa; Chordata; Ceratodontiformes; Protopteridae
Gene: TRAIP
Product: TRAF interacting protein
Exons: 15
Coding region: 1-1362 (453 amino acids)
Source: RefSeq, a predicted model, not a curated record